Molecule: messenger RNA, 2248 nt
Organism: Lycium barbarum (goji berry)
Lineage: Eukaryota; Viridiplantae; Streptophyta; Magnoliopsida; Solanales; Solanaceae
Product: glycosyltransferase family protein 64 C3-like
Exons: 2
Coding region: 389-1357 (322 amino acids)
Cellular component (GO): membrane
Molecular function (GO): glycosyltransferase activity
Source: RefSeq, a predicted model, not a curated record
AAUACAUCUUGAAAUAUUAAUCAAAGUUCAUGCAGUUCGAAUGUCGAAAAGCGAAAACUAUCAUAUAAAUUAAAAUUGAGGAAUGGAGUAUAUCAAAUUGCCCUUAAAUCUGUCCUAAGUCACAAGAUUGCCACCAGAUUCCUCCAUUAACUAGCACUAGCAUAACAGAACACACGCUUAUCAGCACAAACCUCUGUAAAAUCAUAUCAAUGCCCCUUUUCGUCUUUUCUUAAAAACUCCAAUCCACUCGAAGCUUAUUUGAAUUGAAUUUAGAUCGUAACUUCUUCAAUCCGAAAAUCGAAUUUUUUAUUACCCAAUCCGACUUUGUCCUAAACCACUCCAUUAACUGCCAUAGCAGCACAGAAGCAAUAAGCACAACCUCUGUAAAAUGAAUAACCCAAUCAUGUCCUUCCAUAUAGUCAUCAUACUCUUAUUAUCCAUGCCCCUUUUCGUCUUUUCACUCGGAACAUGCAACAGCCCACCAGUCAACCCGCUAACACUCCAAACCGAUCAACUAACAGUCCUAAUCAACGGCUACUCCGAACACCGCAUCCCACUCCUCCAAUCAAUCGCCGCCACGUAUGCCGCCGCUUCCUCCGUCGCCGCCGUCGUCAUCCUCUGGGGAAACCCUACUACUCCGCCGCAAAUCCUCUCAAAUCUAACCGAAUCCCUUGCCACGUCAUCAACUCCGAUCUCUAUACUCCGUCAACGUUCGUCAAGCCUAAACCUCCGUUUCUACCCACACAAAUCGAUCACUACACGUGCGGUGCUUAUUUGUGAUGACGACAUCGAACCCGACCCGGAAUCCGUGAACUUUGCGUUUAAUGUGUGGAGAUCCGACCCGGAUAGGUUAAUAGGGUUCUUUGUGAGGUCACAUAGCUAUGAUUUGAGUCAGAAAUCGUGGAUUUACACUAUGGAAAACAGCAAGUAUUCGAUCGUGUUGACGAAAUUCAUGAUCCUGAAACUACAGUACCUCCACGAAUACACAUGCAACAAAGAAUACGCAAAACUGAGGGCAAAAGUGGAAGAAAAGAACAACUGCGAGGACAUACUGAUGAAUUUUGUGGUGGCGGAGGAGGUACGAAAAGGGCCAAUUUUGGUGGGUGCGAGGAGAGUGAGGGAUUGGGGAGAUGCGAGGAACGAAGGUGGGGAAAUGAAGGAAAGGGAAGUGGGUUUGAGUAGUAGAAAAAGGGAGCAUAGGAAGAGAAGAGGAGAAUGUAUUGCUGAGUUUCAUAGGUUAUUGGGGAAGAUGCCAUUGAGGUAUAGUUAUGGGAAAGUGGUGGACUCCAUUGGAGAACAAGGUCUAUGUGAGAAAGGUGGCAAGUUAGUGUAUUGUGAUAGGCAGAUUUUCAGAUGAAAUGAAGGAAUUUCCAAUUUUCAUUUCAUUUUCUUUUCUAUUUUUUCAAUAAUGUAGAAGUCAACAAAGAUUUAGCAACUGCCUGUUUGCUGUGAAGCUUAUUGAACAAGACGACAUAGAGUUUUUUCUAAGGAAAUUAUUGAAGAAUGCAGAUACCUAUUUGAAGUCAACAGAGCAACUAUUACCCACUUUUGGAGAGAGGCAAUCAGUGCACAAAUUAGUUGGCAAAUGAAGGUCACGGACAUGUCGAAGAUUUUAUGGCUUGGAAGAAUGCAAUCAAGGAAAUAGAGUUUUGCUCCUGGCAGAUUUAAGUUGUGUAGCAUAUGAACGAGCUUAGAUCACUUUAGUACUUUACAAUACCCUCAGGGAAUACAAAUGCAACAAAGAAUACACUGAUUUGAGGGCAAAAGUGAAAGAAAUGAACAACUGCGAGGACAUACUGAUGAACUUUGUAGUAGCGGAGGAGGUGAAAAAGGGUCCGAUUUUGGUGGAUGCGAAGAGGGUGAGGGUUUUGGGAGAUGCAAGGAACGAAGGGGGGGAAAUGGAGAAGAAAAAGGAGAGGUGAGUGGGUUUGAACAGUAGAAAAAGAGAGCAUAGGAAGCGAAGAGGAGAAUGUAUUGCUGAGUUUCAUGGGUUAUUGGGGAAGAUGCCAUUGAGGUAUAGCUAUGGGAAAGUGAUGGAUUCCAUUGGAGAAUAAAGUCUUGUGAGAAAGGUGGCAACUUGGUGUAUUGUGAUGAGCUGAUUUCAGAUGAUAAUGAAGGAACUUUGCAAUUCUCAUUUUGUCAAAUUUUCUUUCAUUUUGUAUUUCUUUUUCAAUAAUGUAAAAGUUGAAAAAUACGUUGUACUGUUGCUGAUUGUUCAAAGCAUGACUUCUUCUUGAAUGAGAUCAAA